Molecule: messenger RNA, 744 nt
Organism: Penicillium subrubescens
Lineage: Eukaryota; Fungi; Ascomycota; Eurotiomycetes; Eurotiales; Aspergillaceae
Exons: 1
Coding region: 1-744 (247 amino acids)
Biological process (GO): fungal-type cell wall polysaccharide metabolic process
Cellular component (GO): fungal-type cell wall
Source: RefSeq, a predicted model, not a curated record
AUGGUCAUCAAAAAGCGCUGUCUUCUCUGGGAUUGGACAAACACCAAGAACUGUCCCCAGAUGAUGGACAAGGUCGACUUCCACGGCCCCUUCGUCUCCGUCUCCAACUGGAACACCUGGUAUCCCACAGAACUCAAACAUCGUGCUCCAUUCCGGCCGAUGGUUCGACUGGAAGCGCAACUCUCUGGCCAAGACUGGCAGAACAUCCUCGACUCUACUGAAGCCAUCAUUCACUACUUCAAUGAGCCCGAGCGCGCUAACAUCUCCGCCCAACAUGCUGCUGAUCUGUGGCACAGGCAGAUGGUCCCUCUCCGCAAGAGCAAGGGUAAAAAGCUUGUCAGCCCCAGUUGCUCGAAUGACCAAGCCGGUCAAGCGUGGAUCGCAGAUUUCAUGGGCCGGGUCCGCAACAGUCCUCCCAAUUAUCUUGGUCUCCAUUACUAUGGUACGAAAGGCAGUGAGGCAAUUGGCUUUAUCCAGUCGAUGCACAAGAAGUUCCCGAAGCAGAAGGUUAUUGUUAGUGAGAUCGCGUGUAUCUCUCGCAACUAUCAUGACGUGUUGAAUUUCACGGUCCAGGUGACGAAUUGGUUGGAUCAGCAGGAUUGGGUGGCUGAAUAUGGUUGGUUUGGGUGUAUGGAGCAUCCUGCUGACAAUUUCGUCAGCCCAGCGGCGCAGUUGAUGAAACCGGAUGGAAAAUUCACAGACUUGAUGAACAGGAUCAUGCAUGACCAACCGAUGAAGGUGUAG